CAAAUUGUAAAAAAGGGCGUAUGAAAUUUAGAUAUAAUAUAUGAUCUAUGAACGCAAAAAAAAAGAUACAGAUGCAAGUUGUACGAAAUGUCUCUCUCGUGUCUUCCACACGCGCGCGCACGCACACACACACACACACACACACACACACACACACCACACCACACACACACACACGUUGUAGUCUGUGCCAAUCGGUACCGUGAAAGGAGUGCAUAGAUCAAUACCUAGAGAACGACUAAUGUCAUGCUCCAACUUAAAAGUUAAUAGCUGAAAGAUAAAAAUAUCUUGUAUAUCUCGUGUAACAGAUAUAAGAUAUUUUCUUUCUUCUAUUCUCGCGUGUCGAGAAAGUGGCAUUAGUUAUUCCAGUUCUACGUGUUGAUCGCUAAAUAUUUAAAAAUGAUGUAUAAAUUUUUUGGAAAUUAAACUGUGAUACGCAUGUAGUACGCAUGUCACGUCACGUCGCAUAUUGUACUGACAACAGGAUUUCCAUGUAGUUAUACAUAACGUUAAGUACAAAUGAAAAUUGCUACUGGAAUAACGUAGAUGAAAUAGAAUUUCUAGCAAAUUUGUUAUGAAAUUGUAUUUUUGCCUGUUUUCUCUUUUGUAAUGCACGCCGUGUCGUGGGUGAAAUAGAAUCAUGUGAGGAUAACACGAAGUUAGUUCUGGACCAUGUGUCAGGCGUAUCUUAAUCAGAUUUUUUAAAUGUCAUAAAACUUUGAUUCUCCGAUAUUAUUUUGAAUGUUUUAAUAUUUAUUACGACACAACGUUUACAAGCAGAAUAAUAUUAAUGCAAUUGUGCACUGUACAUAUAUAUUAUAUACAAUAGACGAUAAGAAAGGGGAUUUAAAGCUGCAAUAUGGAGGUUGUUGAGACUUGCUCAAAAAGGAAAAUUCCACCAUGCACCAAAACGACGACAUGUCCAUGCAAGACCAAAUACAAAAGAUACGUGCAGCCCGCACGUGCAAAAUCCUUCGCACCGGAGCGAUUAUACAAGGUACCGUCGAUACAAUUAGAAGACAGAACGACGUAUCACUUGUCUUAUCUAGAUGUGGAUCGCGCAGCGGCGCGUUGCGCGCGGCUGCAACCAUUUCGGCCAGUCCAUAGUCUUCAGAAGAGUACUGCCAAGUUUUUCGACGAAACAACAAACAAAUUGUCCUACAGACCCGUAUGGGAGACCGUUAAAGCAAAACCUAUCUUACCGAAACGCAGACUGCUGAGCACAGGCACGAUUGAAACUGUGACGACAGUCCGUCACGACUACGUGGCGAAACACGUGGAGAGGCCAGAGAUGAUUGUACCCUGCGGAAAUAUUCGCACAAGUUCAGCUCCGUUGGACGACAGAACGAUGGUACGAAUGUCCUACGUUUCUCCAGGGCCUAUUGAACCUGCAAUCAGUUUCAAACCGAUAUUAAAGUACCGUCCGUCAAGUCAACCCCUUCCCAAAGAGACGACGCAAAAACUCAGCUACCAGCCCUUUGUCGUCCUUAAGAAAGAGUUUCAUCCUUGGGCGCAGAAACCGAUGUACAAGCCACCGGACAUCGCGAUGUGCGGCAAAACCACGUAUUCCGAAAGCUAUAUGGAGAACGAUGCGAUUUCCGUGGAGAAGCCCUUCCUUCCCGUCACGACGGAUGUAUUGCCUUACGGCGCGGAAUUUGCGGAUAAAACUAUCUACAAGGAGAGCUAUCUACCGGCUGACGCGGAGCGCGCGGUGCCGAUUGUUCCCUGCGGCAGUAUCUCUGUCUCCGACGCAAGGAUGUCCGCCGAUACGACCAGCAAGCUGAGUUAUCAACGGGUCUGGACCGAGAAGCGGAAACCGUAUCUGCCGCGCACCAGGACCAUGCUGUCGACCGCUAAAAUGCAAUCGGAAACAACGGCCCGUUGCGAGUACGUAGCGAAAACGACGCUACGCCCGGAACUUAUCGUCCCCUCUGAUAAUAUCCGCGCGGCCGACAUACCGCUGGAGGGAGACACGAUUACCGGAUUAUCUUACGUAAAACCCGACGUGAUAAAACCUGUUCGCAGCUACAAGCCCGUUAUGCAAUAUUAUAGGCCGGAAAUUAAGGUCGACUGCGAGACGAUAAAUAAAUUAUCAUACCAAUCGUGGACGCCGAAACCUAAAGAGGUGCUCCCAUGGGCUCAAAAGAGCAAAUAUCGGGCUCCGGAACAUCCGAUGGUCAGCGAUACGGUUUAUCACAUGAGUUAUCCUGUGCCAGGCCAUUAUGUCGAGGACGAUUCGUGCGCGGAGUGUCCUUGUCCGAUCGACGAACAGGAUAACGUUUCGUCUGCUCCGACAGAAGCGUCUUAAAUGUUUUCGGAUUGAAUAGCGCCUGCUGUAGGCUGAAGAUAAAUUGCAAUCUAUUUUGAUAUUAUUUUAUACCUGCAGUGGCCAACGUUUCCUAUUUUUAGAACAAAAACCUCAUUAUGAAUAAAAUUAUUUUAGAAUAAAAAGCAA
Molecule: messenger RNA, 2455 nt
Organism: Wasmannia auropunctata (little fire ant)
Lineage: Eukaryota; Metazoa; Arthropoda; Insecta; Hymenoptera; Formicidae
Exons: 6
Coding region: 860-2308 (482 amino acids)
Biological process (GO): microtubule anchoring
Cellular component (GO): sperm flagellum; ciliary basal body; axonemal microtubule
Molecular function (GO): microtubule binding
Source: RefSeq, a predicted model, not a curated record